AUGAGAGACUGUGGUAGAGGAGAGAGGGGAGAGGAGAGACUGUGGUAGAGGAGAGAGGGAGAGGAGAGACUGUGGUAGUGGAGAGACUGAGAGGAGAGACUGGUAGAGGAGAGAGGGAGAGGAGAGACUGGUAGAGGAGAGACUGUGGUAGAGGAGAAACAGAGAGGAGAGACUGUGGGAGAGGAGGGAGGGAAAGGAGAGACUGUAGUAGAGGAGAGAGGGAGAGGAGAGACUGUGGGAGAGGAGAGACGGAGAGGAGAGACUGGUAGAGGAGAGAGGGAGAGGAGAGACUGGUAGAGGAGAGAGGUAGAGGAGAGACGGAGAGGAGAGACUGUGGUAGAGGAGAGAGGGAGAGGAGAGACUGUGGUAGAGGAGAGAGGGAGAGGAGAGACUGUGGUGUGUGUGUGUGUGUGUGUGUGUGUGUGUGUGUGUGUGUGUGUGUGUGUGUGUGUGUGUGUGUGUUUGUGUGUAUACCCCUCUGUCUUUGUGUGUGUGUCUAAAUGCUAGUAGUCCUUUAUGAGUCUAGUACUUAUUUCCUCUCAGCCCAUCAACUGAGCUCCAGGCUGCUUGUUGCAGUCUAUGAAAAUGGCAUCAAUCAAUCAGUGGUGUGGUUAGCCCCAGCAGACUGGAUGCAUUGGCCAGGUGGUGUCUCUCUGUAGCCAGGUGGUGUCUCUAUGUGGCCAGGUGAGGUCUCUAUGCGGCCAGAUGGUGUCUCUAUGUGGCCAGGUUGUGUCUCUAUGUGGCCCGGUGGUGUCUCUAUGUAGCCAGAGGGGGUUUCUAUGUGGCCAGGUGAGGUCUCUAUGUGGCCAGAUGGUGUCUCUAUGUGGCCAGGUGGUGUCUCUGUGUGGCCAGGUGAGGUCUCUAUGUGGCCAGGUGGUGUCUCUAUGUGGCCAGAUGGUGUCUCUAUGCUCCUUUCACAAGCCAGCCCUUGCCCUGGGUCAACCCCUCUUCUUCUCUACCCUGAUACAGAACUUCUCUAUCACUCAUUCUCUCCUCACACCCAAAACAGUCUCCUCUCUAUCUUAGUGUUACCCUGACCUGAACCUCUCUCCUCUUCACUCUCUAUCUUAGCGUUACCCUGACCUGAACCUCUCUCCUCUUCACCCUCUAUCUUAGCGUUACCCUGACCUGAACCUCUCUCCUCUUCACUCUCUAUCUUAGUGUUACCCUGACCUGAACCUCUCUCCUCUUCACUCUCUAUCUUAGCGUUACCCUGACCUGAACCUCUCUCCUCUUCACCCUCUAUCUUAGUGUUACCCUGACCUGAACCUCCUCUCCUCUUCACCCUCUCUAUCUUAGUGUUACCCUGACCUGAACCUCUCUCCUCUUCACUCUCUAUCUUAGUGUUACCCUGACCUGAACCUCUCUCCUCUUCUCCCUCUAUCUUAGUGUUACCCUGACCUGAACCUCUCUCCUCUUCACCCUCUAUCUUAGUGUUACCCUGACCUGAACCUCUCUCCUCUUCACUCUCUAUCUUAGUGUUACCCUGACCUGAACCUCUCUCCUCUUCACUCUCUAUCUUAGCGUUACCCUGACCUGAACCUCUCUCCUCUUCACUCUCUAUCUUAGUGUUACCCUGACCUGAACCUCUCUCCUCUUCACUCUCUAUCUUAGUGUUACCCUGACCUGAACCUCUCUCCUCUUCACCCUCUAUCUUAGUGUUACCCUGACCUGAACCUCUCUCCUCUUCACCCUCUAUCUUAGCGUUACCCUGGCGAACCCACAACCCUGGCGUUGCAAGCGCCAUGCUCUACCAACUGAGCUACAGGGGACUAUGCUACAAGCUUGGCACAUCUGUAUUUGGGGAGUUUCUCCCAUUCUUCUCUGCAGAUCCUCUCAAGCUCUGUCAGGUUGGAUGGGGAGCGUCGCUGCACAGCUAUUUUCAGGUCUGGGCCACUUAUGGACAUUCAGAGACUUGUCCUGAAGCCACUCCUGUGUUGUCUUGGCUGUGUGCUUAGGGUCGUUGUCUUGUUGGAAGGUGAACCUUUGCCCCCGUCUGAGGUCCUGAGCGCUCUGGAGCAGGUUUUCAUCAAGGAUCUCUCUGUACUUUGCUCCGUUCAUCUUUCCUUCGAUCCUGACUAGUCUCCCAGUCCCUGCCUCUGAAAAACAUGCUGCCACCACCAUGCUAAACUAUAGGGAUGGUGCCAGGUUUCCUCCAGACGUGACGCUUGGCAUUCAGACCAAAGAGUUUCAUCACAUCAGAUCAGAGAAUCUUGUUUCUCAUGGUCUGAGAGUCCUUUAGGUGCAACAUAUCAAAUGCACUGUAUAUAUGUAUGUAUGAUCUCUGUGGUAACUUGUAUAUCUGUACAGGGUUAACUCUAAAUUACAUUUUAGUCAUUUAGCAGACGCUCUUAUCCAGAGCGACUUACAGGAGCAAUUAGGGUUAAGUGCCUUGCUCAAGGGCACAUCGACAGAUUUUUCACGUAGUUAGCUCGGGGAUUAGAACCAGCGACCUUUCGGUUACUGGCACAACGCUCUUAACCACUAAGCUACCUGCCGCCCACAAUUACUCUAUGCAAAGGGUUUUUAAUGUCCUCUCAGGAAUUCUGUGUUAUUUCCAUUGGUCUCAUCCCCCACACAAGCCUUUAGAUGCUGUAACACCCUGUGGAGAUUGGGCCUUGGUGGUCAGGUUAUUGUAAACUUGGUAUCGUUUGAUUGGUCAAUGGUGGUUGGUUUUGGGUUGAAAGAGUUACACCUUCAAUGUGAUACAUUUAAUGAAAAGCCUUUGUUCUCUCUUAUCCUGUCUCCAAUCCAUGGAGGAAGGUUGUAUGAUCAUUCUCAUUUCCUAGGCCUCUAGGCAUCUCUUUGUUCAUGUUUUGUCUUGUAAGUUAACCUUAGAAUCUAUAUGCUUGGAAUAAUGCCUGGUAAUGCUUUUAACUUACAUUUAUGCCUUGUAUGAUUAAAUAUCUGCCUUUGAUAUAGACAAUUAUCAAACCAAUUCACUCUUCACCCUCUAUCUUAGUGUUAACCUGACCUGAACCUCUCUCCUCUUCUCCCCCCCCCCCCCCCCCCCCUUCUCCCUUUCUCUCUCUCUCUCUUCCUAUCUUUCCAUCUCAGUGUGCAGUAAAGGCCAGGCAGUGAGUGGACAGUAUCGUAUGCUGGCCAAACAUGGAGGCUACGUGUGGGUAGAGACCCAGGGCACAGUCAUCUACAACAACCGGAACUCCCAGCCACAGUGCAUUGUCUGUGUCAACUAUGUCCUCAGGUAGGGUCACAGGUCAAGGGUCAGGGGUCAAGGGUUGGGGGUCAGAGCUGAAGAUGGUGAGGUUUGGGAGGGGGAGGCAGGGGGGACAUAGAACAUAAGAUUAAUUAUUCUGGGUUUCCCUGAUUAAGCCUACUCCAGGAUGGAACAGCAUGUUUGUUCACUGGAGAUCCUCUACUGAAAUGUGUUUUUAGUCCAGGAUUAGGCUUAACCUGUGUCCAGGAAACUGGCCCAUAGUGUCCAACAUUGGGGGGAGGAAGUGAUUCUGGAAGGCUGCUGGUUCAAAUGUAGUACAUUACAGUAGUACAGUAGCUUAAUCUAUUAGUCGUACCAUCUGGCGGUAACAUAACACAUCCAUGAGGUAUCCCUCUGUCUCUCUGUGUGUUUUCAGUGACGUGGAGAACAAGUCCAUGAUCUUCUCCAUGGACCAGACUGAGUCUCUGUUCAAGCCCCACCACAUGAACAGCUUCUUCAGCCAGAGUGGUGCUGCGGUGACCGUGGACCCCAUGGAGACCCUUUUCACCAAACUCAAAGAGGAGCCAGAGGACCUUGCUCAGCUGGCCCCCACACCUGGAGACGCCGUCAUCACCCUCGACUUUGGUCAGAAUCCCCCCCAAUAUCUCUGAUUCUACUUUAGAUCUCUCCCUAACCAUACCCCGUAUCAUCCCAUUACUACCCAUCUCCCCAAAGCCAUGCUGCAGGGCACAUGAUAUGGUAGAAGAUAAACAUGUACCGGUACUUAUAGCUGCACCAUUUCUAACGUCAUCCCCAGGCUCCAAUUGAUGGUGCAUAGAACCUGGUAACUGUGCAAAAAACUGGGACUUGAUGUGGUUGAAAUCAAGGUGGGAGAGGGAGCGAUGGAAUUUGCAAUCAAAAUAAAUGUUCUAUCACAUUGACCAUAUUAUUUUUGGGAAGACCAAUUUAUUCUGAGUUCGGGCAUUUAAAGUUUAUAUGUGAAAACUAUUCGCAUACUUUUAGAUUUUCUGAACUCACUUCCUUGUUUCAAUCACUUGCGCUGCUCGCGCUUUGAAGUCCACAAUGUAGGGGGGAGGUUAUAAGGGUUAUGCUAGAUGGUGAUGGACUGAGAGAUCAGCCAAUCAAAACCACAAUGUAGGGGGGAGGUUCUAAGGGUAUGCUAGAUGGUGAUGGACUGAGAGAUCAGCCAAUUAAAACCAGUGGUUGUUUCGUCAUCUCCUGCCAUAGACUUCCAGUCAAGUCCCGUUCUGAGGCGCUGGGAAACCAGACAGUUCGACAGAAAGAGAGCUGGCUGGUGGACGAGAUUACACCAUCUGUAGUCUAAGAUAAUGCUGUAACUUCUAUGAAAACAGGAAUGCUAACCAUGUACUGUUUAUAUGGUUGUGUCCUACAGGAAGGCCACCGUUUGAGGAGCCUCAUCCUCCUCUCUACCCCAAGAUGUCACCCAUGCCCCCUCCGGCCCCCCAGGGCUGGGGCAGUGAUCCCCAUAAGCCCUGCCCAGCAGGAGACAUGUCCAAACAAAUGGCUGCCACUUUCUCAGUACCCCAGAACCCCACACCGGGCAGUGCCACCCCCAGCACCGCCCCCUCUAGCCUGAGCAGUUAUUCCACGGUACGUAGCUACUACUGUCCCUGGAACUGUCUAGAACUCUUCUAUCAUUCUUCUAUCAUCUAUUCUCUUAUUCACCACAUCCUCUACCACAAGCCUGAUUUACUAGAUGUUUAUUUAUUGUGUGUGUGUGUGUGUGUGUGUGUUUGUCACGAUGUGUGUACUUGUUUGUGUGUGUGUGCGUGUGUUUGUUUGUGUGUGUGUGUGUGUGUGUCACAGGAGGUUGGUGGCACCGUCAUUGGGGAGGAGGGGCUCGUGGUAAUGGCUAGAGUGGAAUCAGUGGAAUGGUAUGAAAUACAUCAAACACAUGGUUUGAUGCCAUUACAUUCGCUCCAUUCCAGCCAUUAUAAUGAGUCGUCCUCCCCUCAGCAGCCUCCACUGGUGUGUGUGUUAUGGAGUGGGCAUAGAUCCUGGGUGCUUGGGACAGGGGGCAGAGUGUGGUGAGAAUGGAGGGGUGGAUGGUUGGAAUAACCACUGGUCACUUAGUUACUUAGGCCUCAAGAGAGCUUUUAUCAUGUCCUCUCUCUCUCUCUCUCUCUCAUUCUCUCUCUCUCUCAUUCUCUCUCUCUCAUUCUCUCUCUCUCUCUCUCAUUCUCUCUCUCUCACUCUCUCUCUCUCUCUCUCUCUCUCUCUCUCUCUCUCUCUCUCUCUCUCUCUCUCUCUCUCUCUCUCUCUCUCUCUCUCUCUCUCCCAAUUCAAUUCAAUUUAAGGGCUUUAUUGGCAUGGGAAACAUAUGUUAACAUUGCCAAAGCAAGUGAAGUAGAUAGUAAACAAAAGUGAAGUAAACAAUAAAAAUGUACAGUAAACAUAACACUCACAGUUCCAAAAGAAUAAAGACAUUCCAAGUGUCAUUUUAUGUCUAUAUAGAGUGUUAUAAUGAUGUGCAAAUAGUUAAAGUACAAAAAGGAAAAUAAAUCAACAUAAAUAUGGGUUAUAUUUACAAUGGUGUUUGUUCUUCACUGGUUGCCCUUUUCUUGUGGCAAUAGGACACAAAUCUGGCUGCUGUGAUGGCACACUGUGGUAUUUCAUCCAAUAGAUAUGGGAGUUUAUCCAAAUUGGAUUUGUUUUAGAAUUCUUUGUGGGUCUGUGUAAUCUGAGGGAAGUAUGUGUCUCUAAUAUGGUCAUACAUUUGGCAGGAGGUUAGGAAGUGCAGCUCAGUUUCCACCUCAUUUUGUGGGCAGUGUGCACAUAGCCUGUCUUCUCUUGAGAGCCAGGUCUGCCUACUCUGCCUUCCGAGUGGCGCAGUGGUCUAAGGCACUGCAUCGCAGUGCUAGCUGUGCCACUAGAGAUCCUGGUUCGAAUCCAGGCUCUGUUGUAGCCGGCCGCGACCGGGAGACCCAUGGGGAGGCGCACAAUUGGCCCAGCGUCGUCCAGGGUAGGGGAGGGAAUGGCCGGCAGGGGAUGUUGGUAGAGCAUGGCGUUUGCAACGCCAGGGUUGUGGGUUCGAUUCCCACGGGGGGGGGGCCAGUAUGAAAAAAAUAAAAAUAUAUAAUGUAUGCACUCACUAACUGUAAGUCGCUCUGGAUAAGAGCGUCUGCUAAAUGACUAAAAUGUAAAAUGUAAUGCCUACGGUGGCCUUUCUCAAUAGCAAGGCUAUGCUCACUGAGUCUGUACAUUGUCAAAGAUUUCCUUAAGCUUGGGUCAGUCAUAGUGGUCAGGUAUUCUGCCACUGUGUACUCUCUGUUUAGGGCUAAAUAGCAUUCUAGUUUGCUCAGUUUUUUUGUUAAUUCUUUCCAAUGUGUCAAGUAAUUCUCUUUUUGUUUUCUCAUGAUUUGGUUGGGUCUAAUUGUGUUGUUGUUGUUGUCCUGGGGCUCUGUGGGGUCUCUCUCUCUCUCUCUCUCUCUCUCUCUCUCUCUCUCUCUCCCACUCUCUCUCUCUCUCUCUCUCUCUCUUUCUCUCUCUUCGUGUGUACAGCCCAGCAGCCCAGGGGAUUACUACAGCGAGAGAGAAAGUGACCUGAAGGUAGAGCUGACUGAGAAGCUAUUUGCUCUGGACACAGAGGGGCCCAAGAGCCCUGGCAGCACCCAGGUCAGUCUCACUGGCACUUCACAGACUCAAUCAGUGUGGUUAAGGAAGGUGGACAUAAUACUAUAUUGACACAAUUGGUCAUGGUUGCUUUCUUGUCAAGUUUAAAUGCACUUCAGAAAUGUGAUGUAAUGUGAUGUGACCCUCUCAGUCGGCCCUGAGUGAUCUGGACCUGGAGACCCUGGCUCCCUACAUCCCCAUGGACGGAGAGGACUUCCAGCUCCAUCCCAUCAUUCCUGAAGAGGCCUCUGGAGGCCCAGAGGGGGCCGCUGGCCCACUGGGCCACCCCACCACACAGAACAGCUUCAGCAACAUCGCCAGCCUCUUCCAGACCCUGGGAUCCCCACAGUCUGCCCACUACCAGCCCGCCAAGUGGGCCCCAGGAGACAGGAGAGGCCCCAACCACAGCCAAAUGAGCCCCAUGGACUCCAGGUCUAUUGUGCCCUACACAGUCCCCGCACAGAUCCCCCCCUACCACGCCCCUCUGUCCUCCAUGGGUGGACAUCAGAACCUGCAGUGGCCCCCAGAUCCUCUGUUAAAUUAUAUGGUGAACUCCAUGGACAGAAGCCACUCAUGUCAGAACAUGCCAGUCAACAUGAUGCACAAGGAGAGGUACUAUAGAGGGCCUUCAGUGUGUCUGUCCUACUGAUUCAGUGUGUCUGUCUUACCGGUCUUUAUUCAGUUGGGUUCUUGUACUGAUGGUUGUUAGAGCUAGAGUAGUGUACAGAGAUGGUUGUUAGAGCUAGAGUAGUGUACAGAGAUGGUUGUUAGAGCUAGAGUAGUGUACAGAGAUGGUUAAGUAAUGUGAUGCUCUUCUGCAGGUCAAUGGAGAACUUUGUCCAGGCCUACAGAGACAUGAGUCCCGCCAGAAUUGCCAUAGCCAACAACGUCAAGCGCUCUUUCACACAAAUGGCAGUGGUACGUUUACCCUCUCACUGCUUUAUGACCGUAAGCUAUGGUGUGUGUAUCCAGGUUGAGCUCACUGUUAAAUAUUCCAUGUGAGUUGUAUUAGAUACUGAAACUGCAGACUGGUUUUUACUAAGUUGUUGACUGUAAUGUGUGUCUGUGUUUGUAUUUGUGUUUAUCAGGGUGACACCACCCUCAGUACGCCUUCAAAGAUGAUGAGGAAUGAAAGCUGUGCCGUUAUGGACAGAUCUCUCAGCACCAGCUCACUGGAAGGUACUGUAUGGUGGCCCACAUGGGACAUGCAGUGCACAAACAAAAAUAAAAAAUAUCACUUAUAGUACAAGAACAGUAGAGAAAAUAGAGCGAUAUUGAACUCAUCUUAAUCUCUCUCUUUCUCUUUAUUUUACAGAUAAAGAUAUGUGCAUACCUGGGGGUGUUGACAAGUGUCUCAGCCCCCUUCAGCAGCACAGGAAGUCCCAGUAUCCAGGAUGUGGAAACAGUGCAUCCAAAAAAUCAUUCCCCGAACAGUGCUGCAACUACAAAGAAUACCGUAUGCUGCCCUCCAAAACAGAGGGUAAGUUUGGCUUGUUUAUUUCAAUUGUGAUGCCACUCCCAUGUGUUGUAUGUCAUAAAAAAAAGAUUGACUGAUCAAACCAGUAGCAACCAGUUGGACAGGCUGUGACCGGGAAAGGAAAAUGCAUUAAUGUUCACGUGGAGAUUUUGGCAAUGAUAAAACAUAUUCAAAUCUAUUUUUAGACAGGCAUGCAAUUGAUUUGGACAAAUUAUAUUGUUCAUUUUGUAAUCACAGUCCUUUUACAUUACUUGGCGCCAGUCAAUGAACUGUCCUCCUCAGAUGAUGGUUGAUUGGCGGUUGCCCCAAAGCCAUUUCCUCCCUACUAACAGACUGACUCCAUGUUUGUUGUGUGUGUAGGGGAUGCACUUAUUGUGCAAAGUUACAGACGCACAAAUAUCAUACCCCCUCAAAAAUUAUAACCUCCCAUGUUAUUGUAAUGGUGAGAGGUUAGCAUAUCUUGAAGGUAUGAUAUUUGUGCGUCUGUAACUUUCUCACUCUUCAUUAUUCACGAUUCAUUCAGGACCAUCCAUAAUCAUGGUGGCAUCCACAUUAAUGUAGUAGUGUUUAAAAACAUAUUCUAUAAUUAUUUACAAUAAAAGUCACUGUAAAAUGACCUAUCUACUCCCUACUAACGGACUGACUUUGCUGUGUGUGUAGGGGUUGCCAGUCGGCUGUUGGGCCCGUCCUUUGAGACCUAUUGUCUGCCAGAGCUCACCCGCUAUGACUGCGAGGUCAAUGUCCCUCUCCAAGGCAACCUGCACCUGCUGCAGGGCAGUGACCUACUGAGAGCCUUGGACCAGGCUACCUAGACCCAGCCCUACACCCCUUACUCCCCUCCCCUCCCCUGGACCAGGCUACCUAGACCCAACCCUACACCCCCUACUCCCCUCCCCUCCCCUGGACCAGGCUACCUAGACCCAGCCCUACAACCCCUACUCCCCUCCCCUCCCCUGGACCAGGCUACCUAGACCCAGCCCUACAACCCCUACUCCCCUCCCCUCCCCUGGACCAGGCUACCUAGACCCAGCCCUACACCCCCUACUCCCCUCCCCUCCCCUGGACCAGGCUACCUAGACCCAGCCCUACACCCCCUACUCCCCUCCCCUCCCCUGGACCAGGCUACCUAGACCCAGCCCUACACCCCCUACUCGCCUCCCCUGGACCAGGCUACUUAGACCCAGCCCUACACCCCCUACUCCCCUCCCCUGGACCAGGCUACCUAGACCCAGCCCUACACCCCCUACUCGCCUCCCCUGGACCAGGCUACUUAGACCCAGCCCUACACCCCCUACUCGCCUCCCCUGGACCAGGCUACUUAGACCCAGCCCUACACCCCCUACUCCCCUCCCCUGGACCAGGCUACCUAGACCCAGCCCUACACCCCCUACUCGCCUCCCCUGGACCAGGCUACUUAGACCCAGCCCUACAACCCCUACUCCCCUCCCCUCCCCUGGACCAGGCUACCUAGACCCAGCCCUACACCCCCUACUCGCCUCCCCUGGACCAGGCUACUUAGACCCAGCCCUACACCCCCUACUCCCCUCCCCUCCCCUGGACCAGGCUACCUAGACCCAGCCCUACACCCCCCUACUCCCCUCCCCUGGACCAGGCUACCUAGACCCAGCCCUACACCCCCUACUCCCCUCCCCUCCCGUGGACCAGGCUACCUAGACCCAGCCCUACACCCCCUACUCCCCUCCCCUGGACCAGGCUACUUAGACCCAGCCCUACACCCCCUACUCCCCUCCCCUGGACCAGGCUACCUAGACCCAGCCCUACACCCCCUACUCCCCUCCCCUCCCCUGGACCAGGCUACUUAGACCCAGGCUACGCUCCCCCUCUGUCUGUCUGUCUGUCUGUCUGUCUGUCUGUCUGUCUGUCUGUCUGUCUGUCUGUCUGUCUGUCUGUCUGUCUGUCUGUCUGUCUGUCUGUCUGUCUGUCUGUCUGUCUCUCUCCCCCUCUGUCUGUAUGUCUGUCUCUCUGUCUCUCUCCUCCUCUGUUUGUCUGUCUGUCUGUCUCUCUCCCCCUCUGUUUGUCUGUCUGUCUGUCUCUCUCCCACUCUGUCUGUCUGUCCAUACGACGCUGUUACAGACAAACUAACAAACACAACAGUCUAAAAUCCGGAUGGAACAUUAUCUACUGUAAGCAUGAUAUCUGGGGGUUUCCUUCCUUUUCCCUUACCGUCCACCUUCCUUCAAUCCCGUUGACCUGCUGCAGGGCAGUGACCUACUGAGAGCCUUGGACCAGGCUACCUAGACCCAGCCCUACACCCCUUACUCCCCUCCCCUCCCCUGGACCAGGCUACCUAGACCCAACCCUACACCCCCUACUCCCCUCCCCUCCCCUGGACCAGGCUACCUAGACCCAGCCCUACAACCCCUACUCCCCUCCCCUCCCCUGGACCAGGCUACCUAGACCCAACCCUACACCCCCUACUCCCCUCCCCUCCCCUGGACCAGGCUACCUAGACCCAGCCCUACACCCCCUACUCCCCUCCCCUGGACCAGGCUACUUAGACCCAGCCCUACACCCCCUACUCGCCUCCCCUGGACCAGGCUACUUAGACCCAGCCCUACACCCCCUACUCCCCUCCCCUCCCGUGGACCAGGCUACCUAGACCCUGCCCUACACCCCCUACUCGCCUCCCCUGGACCAGGCUACCUAGACCCAGCCCUACACCCCCUACUCCCCUCCCCUCCCCUGGACCAGGCUACUUAG
Messenger RNA from Coregonus sp. 'balchen', 11009 nucleotides. The record is from the annotation of a GenBank genome assembly. NCBI's taxonomy places the organism in Eukaryota, Metazoa, Chordata, Actinopteri, Salmoniformes, Salmonidae.